UCGGUUCGCGCCCGCGCCAGUCGUAGUAUUACGCGCGCGACAGUCCGUACACGUGUUUCGCCCGUCGUUGUCGUCGUCGUUUUCGAUUUUUUCUCCCCGUCGCACGUUUUUUUCGUUCUUGUCGCGUGCGUUUCGUACCGCACAAACACGGUGACGUGACCACAACUGCAUCGUCAUGAUCGGCGUGUUCAGCACGGUCGUGAAGAACUCGCGGCUGCUGACGAUCCGGCUGGUGUCCAUCGACAACCCCGCGUUCCGCAUCCACUACCGGUUGACGUUCGCGCUGCUGCUGGCGUGCACCACGCUGGUGUGCAGCCGCCAAUACAUCGGCGAGCACAUCCGGUGCAUGUCCAGCGGCGUGUCGGAAAAAGUGGUGCAAACGUUCUGCUUCUUCACCACCACGUACACGCUGCCGGACGUGAACAGCACGCUGAAGCCGGGCGUGGGCCCGCCGCAAUGGGACUCGAAGAAGGUGCACCACGCCUACUACCAGUGGGUGCCGUUCGUGCUGUUCGGCCAGGCGCUGCUGUUCUACCUGCCGCACCUGGUAUGGCGCACGUACGAGGCGGGCACCAUCAAGCUGCUGGUCGACGGGCUGCAGCGUCUGUACCUGAAGCCGGACGGCGACCAGGACAAGGUCGCGGGCUCGUUCAAAAUCCCGUCCGAGGCGACCCGGUGGUCCAAGGUCCGGGACAUCAUGAACCACCUGGACACGGUGGCGCGGUUCCGGUUGAACCGCAAGUGGGCGCUGGUGCUGAUCGGGUGCGAGGCGCUCAACCUGGUCAACGUGCUGCUGCAGAUGCGACUGAUGAACGAAUUCCUGGGUGGCCAGUUCUACUCGUACGGGCUGACCGCGCUCACCGACAACGACGUCACGUUCGACCGCGUGUUUCCCAAGAUGACCAAGUGCGACUUCCACAAGUACGGGCCGUCCGGCACGUUGCAGACCCACGACGCGCUGUGCGUGAUGGCGCUGAACAUCAUCAACGAGAAGAUCUACGUGGUGUUGUGGUACUGGUUCGUGCUGGUGCUGAUCCCGGUCAGCGUGGCCGCGCUCCUGUGGCGCGCCGUCCAGUACGCGAUGCACUCGCGCGAAUCGUUCAACCGGCUGCUGCUGCGCGAGGCGUCGCCCGGCGCCCGCAUUGACGCCGUCGACCUGGCCGUGAUCGCGCGCCAGACCACGUUCUCCGACUGGCUGUUCAUGUACUACCUGGCCGGCAACAUGGACGGAGCCGUGUUUCGCGACCUGCUGCACAGCUACGCGACGGGACUGCGCAAGGAGCCGGGCUCGCAGUCCAUCGACGACGACAUGGUGCCCCUCGGCAAAAUGCCUCUCUAAACCGGACGCCCGCCACGUCGGCCGUCAGCCCCCGCCCGCCGCUCAUCAACCGAAUCCGACAGCACCGCAACUCAACUGCCGCAGACCGUAGUGUAUACAUAAUAAUAUUACUGUAGUACGUUCGAUUUGAUCACCCCCCCCCCCCUCCCGGGUACGAUCGAUUUUGUAAUUAUCUCUUUUACCCCCGGGGCCCAACUAACCACCCCCUCCUCACUCCGCAACACACAACCCCAUUAUAUUCUCGUCCGAUGCCUCAUCUCCCUCGCCUCGUCCCCCGCGACGCGCUAGUCCUAAAAAGGUUUUUUUUUAUUUAUUCUUAUUUAUGUUUUUUUUUCUUUUUUUCUUAUGUAUAUAUUACAUGUACGCGGAUAGCUCACGUGACGACCCUACGUGGGGUUAGUACGAUGAUUAACGUGCGUUCAAACGCCCAGCGCCGUAUGUAUGCGGUGUUUUUGCAAUCUUGUCAAUUAUAUCAAUAUUAUUUGUCAACGUAAUUCCUUGCGAACACGACAUGUUAUCCCGAAAUUUAUAAUCGAAAUUUUCAACCGCAAAUGUUGUGUAUCAAAAUGAUAUUUCAUGGUCGUACUUAAACAUAAUUGAUACGCGCGCAAAAGAAAAACUCGAUAUUCGGAACGAACGAUUGGAUCCGAUGGCUUAUAUAUGAGUACACAGUCACGCGGAUUGGUACACCUCGAAGGUUGCGUUACACAUUUUCAUAGUUUAUUACGUACACGCGUGUAAGUUAUAUACGGAAAUAAUCGGUACGAUAUUAUAUUAUAUUAUUGACUUUUUUUUUUCUUUUUUUUGUUAUAUUAUAAAACA
Molecule: messenger RNA, 2161 nt
Organism: Sipha flava (yellow sugarcane aphid)
Lineage: Eukaryota; Metazoa; Arthropoda; Insecta; Hemiptera; Aphididae
Product: innexin inx7-like
Exons: 1
Coding region: 176-1339 (387 amino acids)
Biological process (GO): phototransduction
Cellular component (GO): plasma membrane; gap junction
Molecular function (GO): gap junction channel activity
Source: RefSeq, a predicted model, not a curated record